AAACUCGAUUUGCGUUUUGCAACGGAAGAACUGUUCGUCGUGCUCAUGUAUGCUGCCGGCUCAAAGGUGUGAAAUAGUGAUUUUACAAUCGUGAUAUCUAAUAAGGAUAUAUAAUAUUGUAAUAUUUUCGAAGUGAUCGGAAGGGGUGAAAUUAAAACUUCUAGCACAAAAAAAUGUCACAACCCAAGGAAGAGGACAGAGACUCAGAAGAUGCUGCACCUCUACCACAUUUCCGUAACCUAAGAAUCUCAGGUGAUGAACAGAAAAGAAAGUCUGAUGUCUUGCCUGGAAAAACUGCUGUUUUGUCCUGUGGUCAUCAAAUGCCAUUGGAUUACUUGAUUUCAUGGUGCAAGUACUAUCUAAAGCAGGAGAAGACUGAAUUCACUUGCCCAAGAUUUGAUGAGUACAAGAAGGGUAUAUGUGGCACAAAAUUCUCUUAUCAGGACAUGUGCCAUACAGUUCCACUAACUCCCUCACUGAAGGAAUUCUUCGAAGAGAGACUUGGGGAGCUAACUGCAGCAAGAUUCUGUGAAUUUAAAGCUUGCCCAGGAUGCCAGUCGUAUGUGGAGAGAGCUGAUCAGAAGAACCUGUGUGUCCACUGUACUGUAUGCACUGCCAGGAUGGGAUGCUCCUAUGAGUUCUGCUGGAAAUGCAGGAGGAAAUGGAAAGGAGCAGCACAAAAUACUGUGCACUGUGGCUACAAUGACUGCAGACAGACAGAGACUUCUCAAAAAAAGAGAGAUUUGAUAAAGUUAUGUCAGCCUGCAUUCAAGACACAAAAGCUUCAGACAGAAGAGAUCUAUUCAACAAAGGAGAAAUCCAAUGACAGACAGCGACUGGCUAUGAUCAUCAACAACGUUGAAUUCAGAGUAAAGAACCUUAAUCGGAGGGGAGCAGAGAAGGAUGAAGAGAGUAUGAAGUCUCUGCUUGAAGCCUUGGGUUAUGGUGUAAUCACACUGAAUGACCUGUCUGCAGCGGGGAUGGAGGCUGCCUUGAGAGACUUCUCACAACAUAAAGAACACAGAUAUUCAGACAGCACAUUUUUUAUCAUGAUGUCCCACGGUGGACCUGAUGGAAUUUAUGGCAUUAAUUUUGAUGACAAAGAAGGUGACAUUCUCCCUGUGGACAGAAUCUUCCACUAUCUCGGCUCUGAGAACUGCCCCGGACUAACAGACAAGCCGAAAAUCAUUCUGAUUCAGGCAUGCAGAGGAGAUAAAGAAGGCCAUGUGUGGGUAUGUGAUGGUGUAAGGUCCAAUAAAGGAAUAAAACAACACCGUGAGAAAGAUUUUGCCUGCUUCAGAUCCUGCACACCAGACACUGUAUCCAUCAGGAAUACUGGCUCUGGUUCAUUAUUCAUUCAGAGCCUUGUUAAAAUCUUCAGUGAACACGCUCAUGAGGACGACAUAAUGGAACUGUUCAGAAAGGUUGCUCACUGGUUUGAAAAAGCAGCAAAGGAAGAUGAAUUUCCCUAUCAAAUGCCAAGUUUGGACAGAACUACUCUUGUAAAUAAAUUUUACCUGUUUCCUGGACUUUGACACAAGAGCUCAGGUUGCUGCCAUUUCCUUAAGAAUUAAUUGGUCUUUGUAAUAUAAGGGUUGAAUGUUUGAAUUGAAGUAAUAUUUCCCUUAUUAUGUUAUACAAUAAAUAUGAACUGUACACACCUAUUCAGUGCAGAUGAAAACAUUUCUAUAUCUUUAACAUGGAAGAGACACCAAUAAGCUGCUCUGAUGUACACCCCAUCUAAGUACAAGAAGGACUUCUUGCUCAGAGGUUUGUGUUUCUUCAUCAAGAGUUAAAGGUUUGAUAGACAAACUUGUCUUUCAUGCAGAAAAACAUUCUUUUCUGUAGGAAUCAUUCAUUUUAUAUGAACAAAACUGUGGGUACAAUGGGUUAAUUUUUGUAUAGAAAACCUGGGAUCUCUCUACAAUAUUUUGCAGAAGGAUGAUGAAAAUGAAGCAGUAAUCUUAAAUAAAUCUUUAUAUCUUCAUCUUUAUUGAGUGUUCAGCUAUAUUUUAUUUUUCAUGUUCCUAGAGGCUAUAUGUAGAGUGGCCAAUAAAUGAGCCUUUUUGAGUUGUCCCAA
Molecule: messenger RNA, 2080 nt
Organism: Pangasianodon hypophthalmus (striped catfish)
Lineage: Eukaryota; Metazoa; Chordata; Actinopteri; Siluriformes; Pangasiidae
Gene: casp23
Product: caspase 23, apoptosis-related cysteine peptidase
Exons: 11
Coding region: 174-1535 (453 amino acids)
Biological process (GO): proteolysis
Molecular function (GO): cysteine-type endopeptidase activity
Source: RefSeq, a predicted model, not a curated record